AUGCCCGGUCCGAUCGGUUCGUCUCCCUACCGCGCUUCCCGCGCGCGGCUGGCGCGCCAGAGGCUCAUUUUGUUUAUUUUUCCCACCCUCACACGUCUCCUCCCGCUCUCUUUACUCGCUCAGGAUGCGAUUCUCGCCGCGGCCGCGGACGAGCUCCGGAGCUCUUCCGGCAGCGCGAACGGGGACGAGGACGAUCACGCGGGGAAAAAGAGCUCGCCGACGAGCACGAUCAAGGGGAACUCGAACGCGAGCGGCAAGGGCGGUAAGGGCGGCAAGGACGCGGGCAAGUCCGGGAAAGCGGGAAACGACGCGAAGCCGGGAAAGGCGAAGGCGGAGAAGAGCGUCGCGACGGUCGCGUCGAGAAAAAGCACCACGGGCGCCGACGGCGGCGGCGAUAAGGGCGACGACGCCGCGAACGGCGGCGACGACGCCGAGCCCGCGGUCGAGCUCGAGGCGAACGGCCGCCCGAAGCUCCCACGACCGGAGGGGAUCACGCCGUGCCCGCGAUGCGCGUCCGAGGAGACCAAGUUUUGCUACUACAACAACUACAACAUCAAGCAGCCGCGGUAUUUCUGCCGCGGAUGCCAGCGGUACUGGACCGCGGGCGGGAUGCUCCGCAACGUCCCCGUCGGCGCGGGCCGAAGGAAGAACAAGAACGGCGCCGGGCAUGCUGCGGGUCUCGGCGCGCACGACGAGGACCCUUCCGUCGUCGCGGGCCGCAUCCUCGCGAGCGCGAGCGCGCGCGGCCACGGCGCCGGCGGCGCAGCCGGCGCCGGCCAGCUCGGCGGGUUGGCGCAGGCGGCGGCGGCGGCGGCGGCGAAGGUGGCGGCCGCGUACGCGAUGGGCGCCGUCGGCGCUCAAGCUCGGGACCGCCGCGACGGCUCCUCGGACGGCAGCGCGACGGAGGCGGAGGACGGCGCCGCUGGCGCGGGUCCGAGGAGCGACACGGGUGGAUUCCCGAGCUUGAGAGCCGGGAGCGAAGUCUCCGGCGCGGAGCACGCGAGCGGCGUCCCGUUCGCCGCCGCUGGGGCGCGUUCGGCGGCGGCGCCGCGGGCGGUCUGAACCCGUUCGUCGCGAUGCAGGCGAUGCAUGCGAUGCAGGCGAUGCAGCACGCGGGCGUCGGCGGAAGUCCGUACGGCGCCGCGACCGCGCUGGGCGCGGGGAUGAACCCCGAGAGCGUCCAAGCCGCGUUGGCGGCGGCGCAGAUGGGAAUGUUCGGGUCCAACCCGGCGACGGCGGCGGCGGCGGCUUCGCGGUUCACGGGCGGGUUCAACCCGUUCGCGGCGGCGUUCCCGGGAGCGUUCGGUUCGGGCGGCGGCGCGACGGUGGCGCAGCCCGCGACGAGCGGGGAC
Micromonas pusilla CCMP1545 is the source of this 1352-nucleotide messenger RNA. RefSeq names its product dof-like transcription factor. Gene Ontology annotation, biological process: regulation of DNA-templated transcription. Gene Ontology annotation, molecular function: DNA-binding transcription factor activity; DNA binding. NCBI's taxonomy places the organism in Eukaryota, Viridiplantae, Chlorophyta, Mamiellophyceae, Mamiellales, Mamiellaceae. The transcript has a single exon. The record is from RefSeq and is a predicted model, not a curated record. Bases 1 to 1062 code for a protein of 353 amino acids.